Molecule: messenger RNA, 6530 nt
Organism: Lucilia sericata (common green bottle fly)
Lineage: Eukaryota; Metazoa; Arthropoda; Insecta; Diptera; Calliphoridae
Gene: kek5
Exons: 7
Coding region: 2215-5016 (933 amino acids)
Molecular function (GO): protein binding
Source: RefSeq, a predicted model, not a curated record
CAGUUGUUUUGUAAACACCGGUCGUGUUGGUUGAAUGAUAAAACGAGAAAUAGAAUUCGUGCGAUUCAGUGGUGCUUAAAAUUUAGUUUCAUUUGAAUUAUACUUGAGAUGGAGUGAUUGUUGAAAAUACUUCACUACCUACAACAACAAGACUCACGAACGAAAAACGUGCGCGUCUUAAGCAACAACUACAAACUCAUGUAUGAAGAAAAAAUAGUUUUAAUAAGAAUUUCAAUUUGUUUUGUAUAGAUGUUGUAGUUAAAAUAAGAAUUGUAAGCAUUUAGAAAAAAAUGCACUUUUACUCCAAUUUUAAAUAAAAAAGCAAAUUGAAUUGAUGAAAACUGCAUGCGGUGUAGAGUUCAUUUAAGUGCAUGCACAAGCAAUUUUUUUAGUUUGAUUUUAAUUAAAUAAAAUACAAAAUAAUAAUAUUUUAUUACAAUUACAACUAUACAAGUGUAUGAGUGGAUAACAAAGUAAAAAAAAAACAAAAAAGGAAAAUAUUAAUAAAAUUUAAUAAAAAAUUAUUAAAUUAAUGUGCUUUACAACAAAACAAAAAACGAGAAAAAAAUUACAAUAAUAAAUAACGAAACAAACAAAUAAACAAAAAAAGUCUAGUGGAAUAAAAAGUGAUUCAUCAUUGAUAUUUCAUGAACAAAAAACAAACAAAGGAAAGAAAAUUAAACUCAGUUGAAUUUAACUGAACAAAAUAAUAAAAAAAAGUAAUAAUAUUAAAUAACAAGAAGAAGAAUUCGAAUUCCAAACAGAAUCUGAAACAGAGCUAAGAAAGAAAACAAAACAAGCGCAAAGAGUAGAAGGUAAACAAAUAAAAAGUGUAAUAAAAUACAUUAAGAAAAGUGUAGAAUUAUCAAGUGUAACAACUGAAACAAAGUGAACAAAAUAACAAAAUAAUUUUAUUAAAAAUAAAAAAAACAACAUUUUGCUGUGGAUUAAAUUACAUUAAAAAAUAAGAAGUAAAAACCCGCAACAAACCUUUAGAAUCAAACAAAUUCAAUCUACUCCUGGUUAUUUGAUAGUGACUGUUGGUGUCGUGUCCAACGUGUGUAUUGGAUUAUAAUUUUGGAUAUCAACGUAAAAUAAUACUUAAAGCUAAAUAUACUCCAACAUAUUUAAGUUUUAUUGUAUGUUGCAACAUAUGGUUAGACAUGAAUAUGAUGCCCCAACGUUUGGCAACAGUAUAAAUUUUUGUUUUUUUCAACAUUAUAGAAAAUUUCCCACAAAGUUUUCAAUUUCGUUCAGGAUAAAAUUUUCAUUUACAACUUGCCACAUUUAGGUCUUCCUCCACAUUCACCGAGAAAAUCCCAUAAAAAAACGUAAAAAGGAACAAGAACACAAAUAGUAACAUCAACAACAAAAACAGCAAAUAAUGUGUUUAAUUGAAUUAAGUAUCUCUAGAGGAAAUGAGUGCAAAUAUAAAAUAUACUACUCCAGCAAUAAGAACAACAACUACUAAGACAAGUGUUAAUGUAUUCGUGAGUGUAUGUGUUGAAUAUUAUAACAAUGAUAUUAUGCUAAUUACCAGCUGUAAAUCCACAAACAAAUGCUGACAUUUAAAGGAGUGUCAACAACACCAACACCAAGCUCAAAAAAUAAAGCAACGCAACCAGAAACAGCAAAAAGGGAGCAUCAAGCAGACGUACAAGGACAUUAAUUAAUAACAAGUAAACGACACGAAUCCCAACACUACAACAUCCAGUCAACCAACGUCGAAAAAAAAACAUUAACAUCAUCAUUGUUAAAGACAACAACGUUGACGUUGUCGUCGACAUCGACUUCGACAACCUCAUCACCCAGUGGAGUACAUAGUUGGUUUUGCUUUAUAACCAUUGAACAUUCCACAGGAAUUAACAAGUUGGGUAGGAAUUCAACAAGAACAUAAAACAAACGAAAAAAAGAGUAAAAUAGUAAAAGAACAACACGUACACAACCACCCAGUACGUUGGCCCAAAUUAAGGCCAUUUUACAGACAGCAGAGUGCGUGUGUAGGUUUAUGUAACAAAAGGCUACAACUACAAGAACAAAAUUCAAAAUAUAAAAAAGCAAUUAAUGUCUGCCUAAACAAUUUCAAUUAAACAACAACUUAAUUGCAAUCACUCAACAACACUACGCACUCGAAAUAAUCACUUUCAUCGUAAACAACGUCAUCAUUUAGAAACUGGCCCCAAUCACAACGCCCCAGUACACUCAAAAUCCAUUAUGAUUCCAACAGAAAACAACAGAUUUUCCUCCCCCCUUCACAGUAAAAAAACCAACAAAAUGACAACACAUUGCCUGCGCGACUGGUUAACAAAAGUUAUCUUUGCCACAAGUCUUCUCCUGCUUCUCAAUGUUCAGACAACAGCUGGUAAUUCUGAUUGGAUGCAGAGUUGCAGCAUGUGCCAUUGCCACUGGAAUUCAGGCAAAAAGACAGCCGACUGCAAGAGCAGACAAAUCUCCACCAUUCCCAAUGACUUGAGCAAUGAAUUGCAGGUAAUCGAUCUGUCGAACAACAUGAUACCCGAAUUAAGAAGAGAGGAAUUUAUGGAAGCGAGUCUUCAAAAUCUACAUAAGAUUUUCUUAAGAAAUUGUACUAUACAGGAGCUUAAUCGUGAUGCCCUAAAGGGACUGGCCAUUCUUAUUGAAUUGGAUUUAUCACAUAAUUUCAUCAAAGAACUACAUGUAGGGACUUUUAAUGGUCUGGUAAAACUGCGUAAUCUGGUGAUGAAUAACAAUCAAAUCGAAGUACUGGAAAAUCAUUUAUUUGCUGAUUUACAUUUUUUAUCGCGAGUAGAAUUUAAGAACAACAAGCUGAAACGUAUUGAUAUACAUGCAUUUGGUCAACUACCAGUACUAUCAGCGGUAUAUUUGGAAUCAAAUAAUCUAACCGUAUUGAGAAGGGAGACCUUUCAGCGCACUCCUAAAUUGGUACAUUUAUCGCUUGCCUCAAACCCUUGGAAUUGCACAUGCGAAUUGCAAGAAUUUCGUGAUUUUGCCAUUGCUCAUCGUCUCUAUACCCCACCUACAGAUUGCAAUGAACCCAAACAUUUAAAGGGCAAAUUAUGGAAUGAAAUACCUUCAGAAAACUUUGCUUGCAUGCCCAGAAUUUUAGGUUCCGUUAGAUCCUAUGUCGAGGCUCAGUCGGACAACAUAACGCUGCCCUGCCGCAUAGAAGGUUCACCCCGGCCCAAUGUAACCUGGCUAUACAAUAAACGUCCCAUAAAUCCCAACGAUCCUCGAUUUCGAAUACUCAAUUCCGUAGAACAACAACGCAGCGAAAGCACCAAUAUGCUCAACUCAGAAUUGCGUAUCUUUGGCGUACGUUCCACAGACAAAGGUUCCUACACCUGUAUAGCCGACAAUCGUGGUGGCAAGGCCGAAGCUGAAUUCCUGCUACUCAUCAAUGGCGAUAACUACAGUGCUCUAGAUGGCACCGGGGGUGCUACCACCUUUGGCGGUAUGGGCACCACCACCUCCGACAGAGAGACAAAUAUAUUACUCAUCAUUUGCCUCAUUGUUACCACCCUUUUGUUGUUGCUCAUCGUUGUUGUCCUUGUUAUUUGCUGGUAUUGUCGUCGCAUUAAAACGUAUCAGAAGGAUAGUACAAUGCUAAGUGAAAACGGUUUAAUCUCCUCAAAAUUGGACAAAACUCAUAAUGGUUCGAUGCUAGAAGGUUCCGUCAUCAUGGAGAUGCAAAAAAGCCUAUUGACAGAAGUUAAUCCCGUUGAAAAGCCGCCACGUCGUACCGAAUUGGAAAGUAUUGAUGGUGUUGGCAGUAGCGGCGAUGAUGGGCACGAGAUUAAAAAGACUUUGUUGGAUGAAACACAAUUUGGCAAUCACCACCCACGAGACGAUGAAACACAUUCUGUGGCCAUGUCAGAUACAACAACACCACGUACACGUCACACAUAUAUUGAUGAUACGUAUGGCACAAGUUUGCCACCCGAUUUAUUAGCAUUUCCUGCUCGUGUACCACCUACUUCACCAUCGAUGCAAUCGUCACAGUCAAACAUACCCGAUCAGGUAAUUUAUGGCAUACGCUCGCCACCACUCACCAGUCCGGUGUAUGCUCACAUGACACCCCACGGCAUUUAUGGUACAACCACUAUUGCGGCAGCUACACCAAAUGGAUUUAUGACAUUGCAACAUCCAAAAUCACGUAAUUUAGCACUUAUUGCCGCUGCGAAUAGCAGACAGCAGCAAUCACCAUUUGUGCCAGCACCAGUUGUAUACUCGCCUGCAGCAACGGCUUCGGUUGUUAUGAAACAGGGUUACAUGACAAUUCCACGUAAACCGCGAGUGCCUAGUUGGGCCCCUUCAUCCUCCAAUACGCACUCGACACAGUUGAGUGAGUUUCAAUCACCCACCUCCCCCAAUCCAAGUGAAUCGGGUACGGCAACUACGGCCGAACUAACGGUUGAGCCUGUUUAUGAUAAUUUGGGAUUGCGAACAACCGCUGGCGGUAGCUCGACUCUAAAUUUGAAUAAGAGUCAUUUGCAAGAACCACCAGUACGUUACACUAUGCGUGAUCGUCCGCUGCCGGCUACACCCAGUCUCACAUCGGUCAAUUCAAAUCAAGCCCAACAGCAGCAACAACAACAACAACAGCAGCAGCAACAUUCAAUGUACCAGCAGCAACAACAACCUCAGCAACAGCAUUCAACCAACAACAUGUCGAACAAUGCGAAUAAAAUCUACGAACCCCUACACGAGCUGGUAAAUCAACUACAUCAGUCAACGACAUCCGAUACAGAGCCAUUAUAUGGCACGGCAAGACAUCAUUCUGGCCUAACCAUUGUGCCCAGCAACAACAAUGCAAGUGUUAACAACAACACCUCUUCCUCCGUUACCAACUCUCCAUCGAACAGUGGCAACAGCAGUACAGAACCCAAGCUGACGAAAAUACCUCCACGACCACCACCGAAACCCAAAAAGAAAAUGUCCGUCACGACAACACGCAGUGGCCACGGCAGCACAAGUCAACUGUUUGACGACGAAGGUGAAGAUGGCACCGAAGUUUAGUUGAUAAUACAUAACACAGGUGAUGCUGUUGGUGGUGGUGGUGGUAAUGUCUGCAGUGUAUCUAAUGGUUGCUUCAUUGUUGUCACCUCCUCUGCACCAUCUUCUUGUUAGCUUGUAAAAACAAAAUGCCUUCCUUUCCAAAUCAAAUGUAACGAUAAAAAAACCCAAACAAGAAAACAGCUAAAAAAAACAUGUUAAAUGACUUUAAAAAUAAGAAACAACAUCAUCAUCAGUUAGUUGUUUUUCUUCCCAGCAUGAAUUUAGUUUUUCAUUUCGGCACGAUAGGAUUUUUUUCUUAUUUAGUUUUCCAAAGAAGUGCACUUUAUUAACUCACCGCAACAACGUCGACUGAUUGACUGCAUUUUACAGCAGUAGUAGUACGGCAAUCAUUAGAAAAUGUUUGACAACCAACCAUCUCAGCAACAAACAUUAUUCUUCGUAACUAAGCCACCAACCAACCACACCACCAACACACCCAUCAAUACAACGACCUCCACAGUUUAACUUCUUCAUACAUGAAUCACAUUAAAAAAAAAAACAUUUUAUAAUAGAGUAUACCUGCAAUAUAAUUCGCUUUUUUAUGAACAGAACUGAAAUUAUUUGGAUUUUUUUUGUAUUUUUGUUGAUUCGAUUUCCCUUUCCUCUUCUACCGCAAGAGUGUUCAGGCUGCUGUGUUAUUCUAUUUGAAUAUUCCAAUCAAUUGGCAAUUUAAUACACUCUAUGUAUUUCAGCCAUAUAAAAGUAUUUUGUUGUUGUUGUUUAUUCUGCUGUUUUGUAAUUUGAUUGAGAGUGGAAAAUCAAAAUAGGAAAACUCACUGUAGUAAAGGGAAAAACCUCACUGUUAUUUUUUUUUUUUUUUUUUGUUUUUCUUGUUUCUUUUGUUUUUCGUACUGUGUCGCUGUGUUUCGACGUUAUGUUAGUAUUUGUGUGCGAGUUAGUUGUGUUGGAAAAUAUUGAAUUUUUCCUCUUAUAUUUUUCAUAUAUUUUAUCAUUAAUAAAUUUGUUUCUUUUUUUUACAAAUUUAAUUUUUUUUAUAAAGUCCUUUCGUUGAAAUCGGUUAUAGGGUUUCUGGGAAGUUGUUUAGAAUAAUAUAAACAAUUUUGGGCAAAACUUUUAAUAUUUUUGAAAAUUAAAUUUUUAAAUUAAUGCUAAAAGUCACUGUAUUAUGAAUGAUGAAGCAGAAUACGACAUAAGGUAAAGGUAAUAGUGAAAAAAUGUCAAUAAUUAAUUCGCCUUGAACUUUAUUCAUGCACAAGGCGAAUCUAUAACUAGUGACCUUAGUGGCGAAUUAGGGCUAAAAAGAACUAGUUCUUCUUUUUCUUUAUAUGAAGUUUUUGUGAGAUAAUUUUAUUAAAUUAUGAAAAAAUGUCAAUAAUUAAUUCGCCUUGAACUUUAUUCAUGCACAAGGCGAAUCUAUAACUAGUGACCUUAGUGGCGAAUUAGGGCUAAAAAGAACUAGUUCUUCUUUUUCUUUAUAUGAAGUUUUUGUGAGAUAAUUUUAUUAAAGUAUGGAU